This is a messenger RNA of Salmo salar (Atlantic salmon), 2562 nucleotides long. RefSeq names its product copine IVb (gene cpne4b). Lineage: Eukaryota; Metazoa; Chordata; Actinopteri; Salmoniformes; Salmonidae. Gene Ontology annotation, biological process: cellular response to calcium ion. Gene Ontology annotation, molecular function: calcium-dependent phospholipid binding. Gene Ontology annotation, cellular component: plasma membrane. The record is from RefSeq and is a predicted model, not a curated record.
GUGGGACCAAAUCUGAUGGGGAUAACAUAUGAUAAUCUAACACAACACAGCAGGAUUAUUUUGAUCUGGAUUACAUGUUGAAUGGAUGGGCCAGCUCAUCACACAGUAAAGUGCAGUCAUUUCUAUCCACCACUGGGUCACGCCGUUGUACCGUCACAGUCCUGUACCCCCUGCCUGCUGCUCCCCGUGGCUCUACCGCUUGGGAAAGAUACUAACUAACUACCAUUAACCGGCACUGCACGACCCUCCUCAUCAUCAUUUACUGGGAGGAGACAGAGGGAGGGAGAAAGACAGAAGUAGAGAAAGAUAAAGAGACAGAGAGAGAGAGAGAGAGAGAUGUUGUCUUCAUUCAUACCGUGAGGACCCUGAUGUACUGUAUCCCCUGUCUGCGCAUGGCUUGAGGUGCAAGGCUCAGUACCUACUGCUUAGCUGACGUACGGAGAGAGGGAAAGAAAGAGAGAGAGAGAGAGAGAGAGAGAAGCGGGAUGGGUGCAGAGUGUGUGAGGACGGCGAAGUCACUGUGAUUCCGCCCAGCAGUGAAGUUUCCUUCAUCUCACUGCUCUGCCCAUCUCUACCUGGUACCUGAGGUCCUGUGUGUGUCCAGCAUGAGUAACAUCUAUGAGUCUGCAGAGGCGACCCUUGGCCUGUGCAACUCUUCCUGUCUGACCAAGGUUGAGCUGAGAGUGGCUUGUCGAGGGAUCUCAGACCGAGAUGCCCUUUCUAAACCAGACCCCUGUGUUGUCCUCAAGAUGCAGUCACAUGGGCAGUGGUUUGAGGUGGACCGGACAGAGGUGAUCCGUAGCAGUAUCAAUCCAGUGUUUUCCAAGGUGUUUCUGGUUGACUUCUACUUUGAGGAGGUUCAGCGUCUUCGCUAUGAGCUACAUGACAUCAGCUCCGCUCACAAUGGACUCAGAGACACAGACUUCCUCGGAGCUAUGGAGUGCACGUUGGGACAAAUCGUGUCCCAGAGAAAACUGUCCAAAGCGUUACUUAAACAGGGAAACACUACCAGCAAGUCCUCCAUCACAGUAACAUCAGAGGAGUUAUCAGGUAAUGAUGACUACGUAGAACUCUCCUUCAGCGCUCGCAAACUAGACGACAAGGAUUUCUUCAGUAAAUCAGAUCCGUUUUUGGAAAUCUUCAGAAUAAAUGACGAUGGCAGCGGAUCACUAGUUCACAGAACUGAGACGGUGAUGAACGACCUCAGCCCGGUGUGGAAGUCAUUCAAGGUCUCUCUCAACACACUAUGUAGCGGAGACCAUGACCGCCAACUAAAGUGCACAGUGUAUGAUUGGGACUCCAAUGGGAAGCACGACUUCAUUGGAGAGUUCCAGACCACCUAUAAGGAGAUACGCACAGACCUGGAAGGGAGACAGAUGCAAUGGGACUGUAUAAACCCUAAGUACCAGAUGAAGAAGAAAAACUACAGAAACUCUGGUGUCGUCGUCCUCAACCACUGUAAGAUCAUCAAGAUGUAUUCUUUCCUGGAUUACAUCAUGGGCGGCUGUCAGAUCCAGUUCACAGUGGCCAUAGACUUUACAGCAUCAAACGGAGACCCCGGAAACAGCUGUUCUCUCCACUACAUCCAUCCGUACCAGCCCAAUGAGUACCUGAAAGCCCUGGUGGCUGUGGGAGAAAUAUGUCAAGACUACGACAGUGACAAGAUGUUUCCAGUUUUUGGGUUUGGAGCUCAGAUCCCACCUGACUUCAAGGUGUCACACGAUUUUGCCGUGAACUUUGAUGAAGACAAUCCAGAAUGUCCCGGUAUCCAGGGUGUGGUAGAAGCCUACCAGGGCUGUCUUCCUAAGCUCCAGCUGUAUGGACCGACCAACAUCGCUCCCAUCAUACAGAAAGUUGCUUCUUCUGCCUCAGAGGAGAUGCACACCAUGGAAGCUAUGGAGUAUUUCAUCCUGUUGAUCCUAACAGAUGGAGUGAUAACAGACAUGGCCGACACUAGAGAAGCUAUAGUCCAUGCUUCCCACCUACCCAUGUCUGUCAUCAUAGUAGGAGUGGGAAACGCUGACUUCAGUGACAUGCAGAUGCUGGACGGAGACGAUGGAAUACUCAGGUCCCCAAAAGGAGAACCUGUUCUCAGAGACAUUGUCCAGUUUGUUCCCUUCAAAGACUUCAAACACGCGUCCCCGGCUGCGCUAGCUAAGAGUGUGCUAGCAGAGGUGCCCAAUCAGGUGGUGGAUUACUACAAUGCCAAAGGAAUCCAUCCCAAAUGUCUGUCUGACUACGACGAAUCUACCAGACCCUUCAGCCCCUGACCACACACAUACACACGUAUUAAUCACACACACAUUAAACACACACAUAUACACACACGUUAUAAACACAAACUAAUAUAUACUCACCCAUACACACACACACACACACACACACACCCUGCAUACAGUAGUGUAGCUCAGAUAAGUAGUUUGGUGGGUUUAACUAUCAAUCAAUCAAAUGUGUUUAGAAAGGCCGGAACCUAGGAAGAAACCUAGUCCUCUUCUGGCUGUGCCAGGUGGAGAUUAUAACGAUCAUUCAGAGUAUCUCUACCGCUCCUGCUGUCUCUAGAGA